AAAACGGGGUCAAAGAUGAUGAGAAGUCUUCGAGUCCAUCAGUACAUCGAUUUCCUUGGAGCGCGCUCGUCGACAAUCACGAGAAUGAUUGUUCGCCAUGGAACUACGUUAUGGGCGAUCGCGACGCUCGUUCUUCUCGCGAGCGUAUCACUUUCGGAAUCUGUAAAAGUGCGAAAACCACGAAGGAGGAUCACGACGAGAGCCCCGUAUCAACGGUCCAGGAUCGGCCCGGUGAUCAUAAGAGUGAUGCACAAAUAUCCUGACGACGGUUUCACGAGUGGUGCAUCGGUCGGUUGUACUGGCGAUAAUUGCAGAAAUACACACGAUAAAUUUAAUAUCGAUAUUAACGAAGCGAUAUCUGAGAAGGACAAUUUCCUCUCGGACGAGAAAUCGUUGCGUUACGUCGUGCAUCCGGAGAAAUACGAGCAUUUCGUGUUGAGAAAGAAUACAGGACACGCGAACAGAUACAAAAGGGACUCUUCGGGAUUACAUUCAUCGAAUGCAAGCGAUCAUGCAGUGGUUGAUCACAGUGGCGAUGCGAGAAAAUACGUAAAUAAAGGAAAUUUUACGAGAGUUCCGCUAUACAGAAUCGACAGAUACAAAAGGGAUUCUUCGGGAUUGCAUUCGUCGAAUGCAACCGAUCGUACAGUAGUUGAUUGUGGCGAUGCGAGAAAAAACGUAAAUAAAGGAAAUUUUACGAGAGUCCCGCUACACAGAAUCGACAGAUACAAAAGGGACUCUUCGGGAUUGCAUUCGUCGAAUGUAACCGAACGUACAGUGGUUGACGACGGCGACGUGAUUAAAGCAUCGAGAAACGUAAAUAAAGGAAAUUUUACGAGAGUUCCAUUGUACAGAAUCGACAGAUAUACAAGGGAUUUUUCGCAACCUUUAAGCCAAGCGAGCAGAACGAGAAGAAGAAGCCUCCCCGUUGACUAUUCUUACUCGCGAAGAAACGACAGUUACUACGCGGAACGGAAAGCCGUCAUGGAAAGAUAUUACGCACGGCAGCGUGAGAUAAACGCGCGUUACGCUAAUCGAACGAGCGGUAUACCGCGAACGGAGCACAACGACGUGUCGCAGCAUCGUCCGGCGACGAGCAACGCUACCCUGUUCAAUCUCGGGCGUGUAUACUCGACGGCGAGGGACAGCGUGACUUUCCGUUAUCCGUCUAUAAAGAUCGAUCCGAUAUACAGCAACGAGUCGCGAUACAACAAGAUACCGACCGAACUGGACAGUCGUCGAAACGUCGAAAUCCCGGAAACGGACCUCGGCUUCAAAUCCGACGCGGUGGAUUUGUCUCAGACGAGGAGCAGCGCUAACAUCGAGAGAAACGCGUUGGAUUAUUUCGUCACACCGACGCCAUGCACGAAUUUGUCCUCGUCUGGCACUUUCGCGCCGAAAACGAAACUGAAGCACGCUAAAAAUUGCACGGGGCAGAACAAUGAGGACUGCGAUCACGGUUCGACAGAUAACGAUAACAUCGAAGGCAACCUACGAUGGGGAAGAUGCGAAGGGAAAAUCGUGUAUCAGCACAACUUGCUCCUAGGAUUAACAGGUCCUUCGAAUCUUGACGCUCUGUUCGAGGUGAUCAUUCAGGGUCCCGUCUGCGUCACUUGCGUAGAGGCAUUGCGUUACAACGCAACCAGAGCGACGGUCACGUUGGAUUCCGGGGGACGCGGGCACGAAUACGCGAAGCUCAGGUUACAGGGUUACGAGAACGAAGGAUUUUCCUACAUAAUAAAGGUCUGGGGCAUCAAGAAAACUGGUCAGGUUUGCGAUAAUAUAAAUUAGUCGAAGUAACGUACGUAAAAAUAAGUAACCCAAGUAAUACACUAUGUCGCGCACGUAUAAAAAGUUUUUAAUAAAAAAUUGAGUUUUUAUAAAUA
Molecule: messenger RNA, 1886 nt
Organism: Wasmannia auropunctata (little fire ant)
Lineage: Eukaryota; Metazoa; Arthropoda; Insecta; Hymenoptera; Formicidae
Exons: 2
Coding region: 16-1791 (591 amino acids)
Source: RefSeq, a predicted model, not a curated record